AUGAAACUGUUGUUUCUGAUAUUCCGAGAUUCUGAGUUUUUUGAAAUCUAUGGGGAUGGAAGAAUGGAGAAAUAUGAAAUGUGGAACAAAGUAUUCGGAUAUUCUGGAAUUGUUUUCUACACUUUAGUUGCUCAAUUCUUAUUAUGGUGGAUCAAUUGGGAUUUGGAGGUGGGAAUUGUCAUCACUGCAUUCCAUCACCUCUUAUCAAUGGUAUCAUCCUGGUUGUUCAUUUUCCAAGUCAAUCAAAAAUAUGCGUGUGCAAGCAGCAGAUUUGUGGAUUUUGUUACUCCAGUUUUGAUUAUGCUUUCGGCUGUUCCAGCAGGCAUCUUGUCAAGCAGUGCAGCAGUUUGGAUGGCUCAUAGUUACUUCAGCAUCUACCUGUUCGUCUUCCUUUUUGAUAUACGAGCUAUCAUCAACGAUAAUCUUCUCUAUAUCAGUGAUAAAGACCAAAUUUUCAAAAAAGAAGAGGAGAAGACUAAACACCCCAAGAAGACUUUUUUGAAUAAGAAAAACGUGUUUGUAUUGUCUCCAAAUACCUUGUAUAAGAAAUUGUGA
Molecule: messenger RNA, 555 nt
Organism: Caenorhabditis remanei
Lineage: Eukaryota; Metazoa; Nematoda; Chromadorea; Rhabditida; Rhabditidae
Exons: 3
Coding region: 1-555 (184 amino acids)
Source: RefSeq, a predicted model, not a curated record